Tuber melanosporum (Perigord truffle) is the source of this 5703-nucleotide messenger RNA. RefSeq lists its product as uncharacterized. Lineage: Eukaryota; Fungi; Ascomycota; Pezizomycetes; Pezizales; Tuberaceae. Gene Ontology annotation, biological process: intracellular signal transduction. The coding region runs from base 1 to 5703 and encodes 1900 amino acids. Gene Ontology annotation, molecular function: guanyl-nucleotide exchange factor activity. The transcript has 5 exons. The record is from RefSeq and is a predicted model, not a curated record.
AUGCCUCCAAGUAGCCUUCCCGCUGCUUCAGCGCUCCAGCCUUCGGAUCCUCAAAUGCCAGAACAAUCGUCUCCUGUUUCGCCUUCUCCCACAAAGGCGUCUCAACCGAGGGCUAUUUUGCCCAAAUCUUCUUCGAUAAAUUCCAAAACUAAUUACAUCUCACCUUAUCGACAAACGCCCCCAUCUGGAAGAUCGGUUUCUUCACCACUUGCCAGGUCCUCGGCAAUAGCAUCAUCACCAUCGGCCACAAAUGUUCACUCUCCUAAUUUUAAGGAUAUCGUGAAUCGGUUCAAUACAAAGCAGGAUGAGAAGGUUCCAAAUCCCAGUAACCGCAUCCCCGCUGUCGCCGCUGGACCCAACGCUGCUAGGGCUAGAAAACCGCCGGCCUGGAAGCCAGCAGGUGGUGGGGGUGCGCAAACGGGUGGGUCUACACGGUCGAACAAUCAAUCCACGACUGGAAGAAGUAGAGCUGGCGAGCGCUCAGGAUCAGCUCAAUCGAGUUCCAUUACAGGUAAAGGGAAAAACUCGGGUCGCGCUCGACGGCCCACUACUUCAAUGAGCAAUGGUGCCGAAGAGGCUACAAAUGCUCGGAAUCUACUGCCGCCACUGGAUACAUCCUUUAACGACAAACCUGCUGCCCCAAAUAGACAUCGGCGGAGCCGCUCGGCGCUCGAGAUUCACUCGCCCUCUGCAGCCUCACUGGCUGAUACCGAAGGGGAGACAAGUAGCGCCGGGUUUUCAGCGCAUCCAUUACGGCAUCGGAGAAGUAGAUCCAACGCAGAAAUAUUUUCUUCUCCUGUUGAUGUAAUGGAGGUAGACGCAAUAUUUGCUCAGUCUGCCGCUGUACCUAAGAGCUCACAUUCACCCCGCUCCGUUUCCACAGCGAAAUCCAAUAUUCCGGUAGUAAGACACUCGCCAACUCUGGACUAUAGGUACGGUGCCCGGAACACCUCCUCUAGGACCACCAGCUUGGCACCCGUCGCAGUGUCCUCCCAUGGUUCACGGCAUACCCCUCAGCCUAGCACUAAUUCUAGAUUGAUGGUGUAUAUUGGCACACCCCAGCCAACAAAAUCUCCGCCAUUGAGGUCAUCCCGUGGACAGCGCUUGCCAACCUCAAUUUCCGCAGCUGCGCCUAGACAGAAGUUUCAAAACGGUUCACAAAACUCAUCAUCUUAUUCCAGGGAAACAAAUCUUCAGCGCGGUAGAGGCGCAAAGACUUUUGAACCCGAGAAUAAUCGGGGAAGGGAUGUAAAAAAGAAGAUUCCGGAGUUAGGGACUGUGGAUUUUGCCGCCAGAAGAGCUCGAAUUCAAAACGCUUUUAAUAAAACUUUAAAAGAGACAUCCCAAUUGAAAACAAAUGUUGUCUGUAAGGAAAGUUCAAAACAGAGUUUGAGAGGGGAGAUAGUCGAUGACUGUGAUGGAAGCAAUGGUGAUAUAAGAGGUGGUUAUCAGGAAAGAAUUGAAGAAGAGGACGAAAAUGAGCUUGGAGAAUCCCCUAAAGGCGAUAACGCGGAAGAUGCUGCAGAGAUUCAUAAGGAAAUUGUGGGGGGCUCGGCUGUUCCUGAGCCAAUCGAAUCCGAGUUCAUCUCUGUCCUGCCUACCAGAUCUGAAUCUGCGGAGAUGGGUGCUGAGCCCUACUUUGACGGGCCAGGAAUCAAUGAUCUUUGGGAUAGGCGACAAUCUUUAUCUUCAAGCCGAAGGUCGUCUCUCUCGUCUUUUGACGAGAGGCCGCCGCUAACCGAAGACCCGCAUGCUAACCAAGCUCCCAGAUACCGUCGGGCCGUGAGUGGUAGUGCCAAUAGUGCUAGUGUAAGUCCUGAUUCACCUCAAGAGCCGCCUCCAGCAGAAAAGACAGGAAGCGAAGAGCCGACAAUUCCCGUCAUCGUCACACCCGACAUGCCCUCAGAUCCUUUGCGACUUAUGCACAUACCACAGCUUCUCAGGCCUGAUUCGGCAAUGACAGCCUGGAGUGUGGCGACCGGCCCAAAUAGGGACUCUUCCGAUAUGAGAGGCGGGACAGCACACCAGGUCGUCAAUUGUAUUGGUUCAAUUAUCGAGGCUCCGGAAGGCAACCAACUGGAGGCGACCACGAGAACUAAAGCAGAUUCUAUUUCGGUAACAUCUGAUACCACGGAGAGGGCAAAUCUGUCUCCAAUGGCUGCAACAUCUGCGUCAAGUACACCGUUGGAUGAUAGGGCUACUAUUGUUGAUGUAUUCGACCAUUACGAUGAGCCACGAGAAGACUUUUUGAAAUCCUAUGCGGAUACCGAAGAAGAAGUGACGGAGUUUGAGACAGGAACAGAUACUGUUGACGAGUAUGCAGAUGAUAUGGAUGAGGAGACCGGGGACGGAGAAACUGAGGAAGGAGAAACCGAAGGGACUGAGACUGAGACCGAGACCGAAGAGGAUACAGAAGUGGAAGAGACCACUAGCACCGAAGGCUACGAUGACUAUGUUGAAGAUAGCGAACUGUGCGAUUACACGUCUUGCUCUGAGAUUCCGAGCUCGGCUCGACCCAGCAUUGAUGGCCAGUCAGAAGGUUGGGAAACUACUUCGUCCCGGGCUAGUCCGGAGUUGGAUAUUCACCCUACCAAGAGACAAUCGAUCCAAAUGCUUGAUUCGCCAACUACUCCUCGACAAUACAUCGAGGAGGCAGAAUCACCACUUCCUCCAACACCUCCCCCAAAGGACUACCAUUUCUUACCCCCCACACCCCCUGCAAAGGACCCACCUAGAGCUGUCUCACCUGCCCCCUCAGCGAUGAGCACUGCGCCAAUCCACCCUAGCAAUAGAAUGCCUCCGCAUACCCCACUCCAAUUACCGGAAAUUGAAAGGGAUACCGAGCCUCUAGGACUAGCUAUCAAUGUCUUUCCUACCUACACUGAGCGAACGGCCUCACCACUCCCUCCCCCACCGGGUAACAGACCCAGCCUAGACCGCUGGAACACCUCUUCUGCAAUGGACUAUUACGGGGAUAAUCCAAGACAGAGCCAGGAUUCACAGAAUCCUUAUUCUGGCAGGCAAAGCUUAGACCAAUACUCGCAUAGACCAAACCUGGACCGCACGCACUCUUAUCCAGGAAAGCAGUCAAAUUCCCCUUCUUCGAGCUUUUAUUCAGAGCUUGAAUCUCGCCAUAGUUCUGUGUCGGUUGGGCCUAAUGGAUACCGUCACCCGGAAACCCCACCAUCUUCCAUGGCGCCAACUAAGCAUGGGUCCUCCUCCAUUCAUUCUCAAGAGCAUUCUGGUCCAAGGGAAGCUCCAGAGCAGAAGUUGUUGAUCAAACGUCGCCACCUACUGAAGGAGUUGGUGGAUACCGAGAGUUCUUAUUUCCGGGAUAUGACUGUCGCAAUGGAGAUCUAUAAGGGUUCUGCAAAUGCUUGUUCCUCUAUCACCCUUGAUGAUAUAAGGGUCUUGUUUGGAAAUACGGAUGCCAUCGUGCAGUUUUCGAAAGCCUUUUUGGAGUCUCUGAAAGCAGCGGUAGGGAGUGUCUACGUCCUGCGCAGGGCCCGGAGCGGCGUGAACAGCAGCGCUGUGAGUGUAGUGAACUCGCCAAAUAGCGGGGAUGAAGAUAGUAGGUCUAAUUUCUUUGACGACAUUGCCAACGAAGAGGAGAAGGAUAGGAAAACAUAUGUUGGUGAGGUAUUCAUGGAUAUGUUCUACAACAUGGAAAAGGUCUAUGGUGAAUACUGCAAGAAUCACGACAACGCGGUUGGGCGAUUACAAAAGCUAGAGGGCAACAGGGGUGUGGCGAUUUGGCUGGCGGAAUGCAAAACAUGCGCCGAAGACCUCACAAAUGCUUGGAAUCUGGAAUCGCUACUCAUCAAGCCUGUUCAGCGAAUACUGAAGUACCCGCUCUUGCUUACCCAAUUGCUUGAAUGCACACCUCGAAGCCAUCCCGAUUUUACUCAGCUAGAAGUGGCUGCAAAGGAGAUGAAGUUCGUUGCGGAUCGUAUCAAUGAAAUGAAGAAAAGAAAGGACAUGGUCGAACGAAUUGUGGGCCGCAAGAGAGCCGAGACGGAUAUCCGUCAUGGAAUUACCAAGGGCUUCGCACGUCGUGCUGAAAAGCUCAAGCAAUCUGUGGGACUAUCAGAGGUCGUGGUGGACGAAGUCUACAAUAGGCUUUUUGAGAACUAUAACAUGCACUUUGUCCAGGUCCAGGUGAUAAUACGGGAUAUUGAAAUCUAUACAAUGGAUAUUCAAUUGCACAUAGAGAGGUUUCUAGAAUUCACGCAAACGAUCAAGGAAUUUGUCGACAUAUCCCAUACACAACACCCCGAGAUUGAAGUGAAAUGGAGAAAGUUCGAUAGCGCUAUGAAAGAGAUGGCAUCCACCUACCUUCAAGAGCAUAAACUUCGCGUACGCAAACACUCAAUUGAGCCUCUAGAAAUGCUUCUGAAGAUGCACGAAAGCCCACAACGGAUCAUGACGAAGCGUAACAAAAAGGCGGUGGACUAUGCCCGAUAUAAGGCAAUUAGGGAUCGAGGGGACACUCCAGACAAGAAGUCCAUUGAACUCGCUGAUGCAUAUGUCGCACUGAAUGAAACACUGAUUGACGAGCUCCCAAAGCUAUUUAGAUUGACAAAGAAGCUUAUUGACACCGUCUUAUUAAAUUUUGUUGAAUUGCAGGGCCUAUGGAUGAAUAGUUGGGCCGCCAAGCUUCGGAUGACCUUCACAGAGAUGGAUAUGCCCUCUGAGUUGGAUACCAUUGUCAAGGAUUUCAUGGGGGACUUUUCGUAUAAUGAACAGAGUCUCAAUCAUAUGGGGAUUUGCAACGGGACUUUGAAAGCCAUGUUAUUACCACAAACCCAGUUCCUCUCUCCCUCCUCGACAUUAUCUCUUGAUGCCUUUGAAUACCCACGGAGGCCAUCGACUUCCGAAGGGAAUGAGCUUUCCCUUCCGGGACGAGAUAGAGCCUUGUCUUUGACGAGUCAUUCCCCAACGGCCUCGAGUUUCGACAAGCCCUUUGAGGAGCGUCGUCAUAGCGGCGGGUCCACCCUUUCUCCCUUAAUCGCGAUGGCUCCUAUCCUUCCAAUAUUGCCUCAGAUAGCCAAUAACCCCCGAGGGCGAGCUGGGUCAGCACAGCUACAGAGGUCCCCCAUGAGGAUUACUCCACCGGUUCCUCAACGAUCGUUCUCAACCAUGACCGCUGACAGACAACUACAUACGCCAGUCACUCGUGACUACUCACCAUCUCUGUCUGAUCGUCCUGGAUCUAGAGCCUAUUCGUCAGCAUCGACGCUGUUUGAUGGUCCGGAAACCCAGACAGCCCAUACUUCAAGCACGACCUUAGCAGACCCACGGGCGGAGCCCCUUACCCGUUCUGCUUCUCCAGCACCUGCCCCAAUGUUUUCGUCAGCAAUGCCAAUGGAGGACGAUAGGGAGAUGAAAUCUGACAGUGAAUCCCAGUCAGGAAACCCAUCACGUAGCGCUUCGCGGGCGCCGUCUGUGGCGUCAUCAAGACAAAGUCAGCGACGGACAUUAACGUUGUCCAAUAACAGUACCCCUAUAUUUGUUGUGGCUAGUCUGUACGAGUUUAACAUUGAUAAACAACGGAGAGAGGGUGGAUUCCCGUAUCUUACUUAUGUACAAGGAGAGAUUUUUGAUGUGGUGGGAACAAAAGGAGAGAUCUGGUUGGCUAAAAACCAAGAUGACGCAAAUGGCGAACUUGGCUGGAUCUGGUGCAAGCAUUUCGCUCGUCUUUAG